Molecule: messenger RNA, 1695 nt
Organism: Penicillium argentinense
Lineage: Eukaryota; Fungi; Ascomycota; Eurotiomycetes; Eurotiales; Aspergillaceae
Product: transposase
Exons: 1
Coding region: 1-1695 (564 amino acids)
Cellular component (GO): nucleus
Molecular function (GO): DNA binding
Source: RefSeq, a predicted model, not a curated record
AUGCCUGAUUCUCCUAAAACCAAGGAGGAUAGAAUCCUCCAUGCCUGCCAAGCUGCAAAACGUGUCAAAAAGCCGAAUAUCUCCGCGUUGGCGCGAGAGCACGGCGUUUCCCGAUCACUACUUUCGGCACGGCUUCACGGACGAGGAACUUUGACUAGCCGAAAGCCAACCAAUAAAGCCCUUGAAGAGACCCAGGAGCAGGCUAUUAUUAGGUGGAUUGAUCAACUUGAUGAAUAUGGCAUUUCUCCUACACCAAAGAUGAUCGAGGGUUGUGCAAAUCAGAUUCUUUGUCGAAACACUCCCGAUGAUACUCGCCCUCGACACGUCGGUAAUGCGUGGGUUUAUAGGUUUAUAUCGCGUCUUCCACAGAAAUUCAAGCUCAUUAAGCAAAAGCCAAUCGAAAAAAAACGCCUUACCUCUGAGGAUAUCGGCUUACAAACCGCGUGGUUCGAUCGACUCGAGAUUGUGAUGCGAAAUAUCCCAUCAUGCAACAUCUACAACUUCGACGAAACGGGCUUCCAACUCGGCCAAGGCAAGCCUCAAAAAGUAGUCACAAAAUACCAACAACAUGCGGCAAAGGGCAAUCCAAGCAGUGGUUCACGCGAAUCAGUGACAGCAAUCGAGUGUAUUUGUGCCGACGGCAGCGAUGUUGUUCCACCAUACUUUAUCUUCAGUGGCCGAUAUCAUCUCCAAAAGUGGUACGAAUCCAACGUGCCAGGCGAGUGGAAAAUCAAUCUUUCGAAGACCGGCUAUACAAAUGACGAUAUCGCUUUCAAAUGGCUUCAACACUUUGACAAACACACAAAGUCUCGGGCGCGUGGUCAGCAACGACUUCUACUAUUCGAUGGCCAUGGUUCGCAUCUCACGUACGAAUUUAUCGCGUAUUGCCACGAUAACAAGAUCACUCCUUUUUGUUUCCUUCCAAAAACAACCCACUUCAUCCAGCCACUCGACGGCCAAGCAUUUCAGACAUAUAAAUUUCACUACAAAACCAACAAUAAUCGUAUCGCGCAGUGGGGUGGCUCGACAACCGAUAAAGCCGACUUUCUCGAACAAAUUCCAGAAGCUCGUGAUAAAGCAUCUCAGCAAAGAAUCAUCCGAGAGUCUUUUACGAAGCGUGGCAUAUACCCUUUACGGCCACAAAUCAUCCUCGAUCAACUUAAUGCCGACCGCGAACCGACUCCAGAUCUUCAGAUAUUCGACGGCGAAACACCCCCACCAGCAUCUAGUUCAAAUAAUUCGCCACCAAAAACGAUUCGGAAGUUAAGGCGAAGCAUCAGCAAAGCCGAGAACUUUAUACAGAAAAGCCCCGGGCUCAAUGAAAGCUUCGUAAAACGCCUCGAUCGCGUCUUCAAAAGCUCGCUCGAAACCUUCGAGUUAGCCACCCAGCUUAAUGCCGAUUAUCACAACCGUCUUAUCCCGGCGACUUCUAAGAAAAACAAGAGUCGAAAGACGGUCCCUAAGGUAUUCGGCGAAGUCAAUGUGAAGGAUACAAAACGCCAUAUUGCUAUCGACAAAGAACGUGAAGCGAAGCGGGCUGAAGAUCGAGCUCGGAAGCAGCAGAUUCCUUUAGGGGCUAAAACUCCACGCAAAAGCCCUGAGCAGCCAAAUAUGCCUACAAAAGAAAGCGUGAGGCCGCAAAUAUCCUAUCCGGGUGUUGUUACGUUAGAUGAACCAGUAUAUUUCCCUAUAUAG